GAGAGUGGAGGAGAAAUCCCUGUUUGAUGAGGGGAGGGAGAGAUGUGAUUGUUGGGUGUCGGAGAGGAGGGGAGAGCGAUCAUAAUCAAAGAAAAAGUCGCACCGCCGAGCCAGCGAGCGCUCCUAAAACACGUGGAAGCUGGGAGAAAAGUACAAGUGUCGUCGGAGGAAAGUGACUUCGCACUUUGUUUUCUUUUUUUCUCCUUCAGCCUUCUCUUCCUUUCCCUCCUCCUCCGCCCUGCAUUCCGCGGAGCAGCUGUGCUUUAAUGCCCCUACGCACCCGAGAAGGAGAAGACGGAGAAAAGAGUGAGGAAGAAGAGACAGAAGAGGAGGUGAAGAGGCCUGGACACCACCCGUCCCCGCUCCCUGGGACUCUGUCCACUCUCCCCUCCUGGCCCUGCAUGGACGGGGAUGGGGAGAGCCGGAUGCUGUUACCGCGGGGCUGAGCGCCUCGCGUCCCCGUCUGCGGUGCGCCGCUUCCGGCCGCUGCUGCUGCUGAUCAUCGGUCUCUGCUGCGGUGCUCACAUAGGUCAGUGUCAAGUGGCUACCCCCCAGUGUCGGAUCCAGAAGUGCACCACUGACUUUGUGUCCUUGACCUCCCACCUGACGCCCGCUGUGGAUGGCUUUGACACCGAGUUCUGCAAGGCCCUGCGCGCGUACUCAGCCUGCACCCAGAGGACAGCCAAGGCCUGCCGGGGAAACCUGGUUUUCCACUCAGCCCUCCUGGGCAUCUCAGACCUCAUGAGUCAGAGGAGCUGCUCCAGAGAUGGUCCAACUCCCUCAGCGCACCCCGAGAUCCCCCUUGAGCCCUGCAACUAUCACAGCCGCACCCAGCACACCCACACACACUCCCACUCCCACUCCCACUCUCACGGCCAUGGUCACAGCCGCUCUCGGCCCGGGUACUUGUUCUGUGGGCUGUUUGGAGACCCGCAUCUGAGAACAUUUAAGGACAGCUUCCAGACCUGUAAGGUGGAGGGUGCGUGGCCUCUUAUUGAUAAUGACUAUCUGUCGGUGCAGGUCACUAAUGUUCCUGUGGUUCCUGGUUCCAGUGCAACUGCAACCAACAAGAUCACCAUCAUCUUCAAGCCUUAUGAGGGCUGCACAGACCAGAGGGUCUACCAAGCCGUCACAGACAGCCUCCCUGCUGCCUUUGAUGACGGAACGGUGAGCAGCGGAGACCCCAUCCACACCUCCUUCGGGGCUGACGGUGUGGCCGGGAAGGUCCGGGCUCUGUGGAUCUCUGAACGCAGCCCUGGGCGCCACGUAGAGCUGCAUGCUGGCUACAUUGGUGUGACUGUAAUCAUUCGCCAGCUGGGGCGCUACCUGACAUUGGCCGUGCGGAUCCCAGAGGAGCUGGCUCAGGCCUAUGAUGACACCCAGGACCUGCAGCUCUGCCUGAACGGCUGCCCCAGCAGCGAGCGCAUCGACCAGGCAGGACACCUCCCUUUGCCGCUUUCUCCACCUGCACUCGGCCUGCAGCAACAGCAGCUGCACCGGCCCAGCUACGCCUCACAGACGCAAGCAUACCCCCAUGGUGCCACACAUGUUUUUGCCAUGGACGGGGCAAAGGAGCGCUGCAGCGAGCAGCUGGAAGUCCUGGACAUCUACUUCCACUCUUGUGUGUUUGAUCUCCUGACUACUGGAGAUGCUAACUUCACAUUAGCUGCACACAGCGCCCAGAAGGACAUGGAGAGCCUUCAUCCACACCGGGACAGAUGGAGGAUAUACCCCCGCGGCUCUGCAGCUUCUUACUUCCACUCAGACUCUCAGCUUAUCAAAAAGCUCGCUCUGCUCCUGCUGUGUGCUCUGAGCGUUGUAUUCAUGUGAGAAUGGCAGUCCCUGCGAGCCUGAAUGCAUGUAGGCCCGAGUAUGUGCACUACAAAAGGAGCUUAGAGAGGAUUUGGUUAGCUGAGCACUGAUACUGAGCACUGACGCAGAAAAAAGCAGCACGGGGAAGCCUGGCAGUACUACCUGCAUUUCACCUGGCAGAGUCCGAAUCAUCGAAUGCAACUGACAAUGAGAAAAAUGUUUCCGUGUGGGUGAAUCAUCUGUAAAUAGCUAAUUUUUCUUCCUUAAGUGCACAGUGUGAUCGUGUAUAGAUUGUUUUGUUUAUGUAAUUUUAUGUGACUUUUUUUAAAAUACCUCAGUCAGAGGAGGUUUGUUUUUAACAAAAGCACUUUAUUUUAACAUUUUUUACACAAUGCCAGUCAGUGUUUGUUUUCUUUUUCACUGAAAACCAAUAACUAUUCAAGUAUUGGUUGUUCCUUUUUUUUUGUUUGAUUUUUUUUUUUGGCUCCUCUCAGAAUGAAUUGAAUUCAAAGAGCUGCCAUUGAUGCUAAAAUGAACCAUUCUUCCAGCAGCUGAUCUGGGUCAGUCAGCAUCUCAUCUAAAGUCAUUUAAUGUGAGCUUUUCUGUUGAAUGUAUUAGGUCUGUUGUUGCAGCAAACACCAUCAGUACUACUUGUUUGUUAUUUGAUCCCAGCUGUGUGUGUGUGUGUGUGUGUGUUUGCAGGAGUUUUGGAUGUUUUUUAACAGCUGAUGAAUGUUUGCUUUAUUUUAUGUGACUCACAUUAGAGUUGUUUCAGCCUCUUUGCCAACAUGUAAUGAUUUUAGUGUUUUGUUUAAUCACACUACAUAAAACAGCUUGUACUUUCCUGUAAGUAAGAACUUACCUUUCAGAACUUUCUUGGAACUUGCCAAGCACUUUCCCCAAAACUUUCCAAGCUCGAACUCAAAGUGUACUUUCUGGAACUUAUUAGGCACCUACUUUCAACUUUCCUGUAGGAUUCCAAGGAUUUACCUGAUACUUUCCUGCAAUAUUCUUGAAACCUACUGAUUACUUUCCAAGAAUUUGCAAGUUUAUUUCUGAAACUUACUUUCACAACUUAGCUAUAUUAUGAGGAGACUUCUUGGUAUUCUCCAAAUAACAUCCAGAGUAAGUUUCAGAGAGCAAGCUCUGUGAUUCUUGAGGUACUUGGUAGAUUCCUGGAAAGGAACCAGUAAUAUUAUUAAAAGUUCCAGUAAAGGCCCUAUCAUGUACCAGAGACAGACAUAUGUCACAGGAAAAUACAGACUGCAUUGCGCUGCGCUACCCGUUUUUGUUUUGAUUUUUACCAAAGACAGAUGGCAUGUUAUAUGUACACAUGAAUCAUGACUCCCCACCAAACCAGCACCUUCACCCCCCCUUUCUAAAACUUGGUACUGUAAACCAGUUAAUCCUGCAGCAAGAUGCUUCAUAUUGGGAUAAAAGUAAAAUACUGGAGGUAUUUCAAGGAUCUUCAGAUCAUGAAAUGUGUCUGUGUAAGCACUGUGAUGUGGGAAUCAAUGCCUUGUAGAAUUUUCUGCCCCAUCAAAAAUGUAACGUUCUGUAUAUUUACUCCCAGUUUGAUCCAUCAGCUUUAGUUUUAGCCAUUGUGUGAACUCCUUUCUUCAUGUGAGUGUCGGUUUGGUGAAGAGUGACUGGUCAGUGUUGAAAUUCCUUAACUUAUUUAUGAACGUAGUGUCCUGUAGAGGAUGUUAAGCUCCAUAUUCUUGAUGUUGGAUAAUUAUUUAAAUAAAAUGUCAGAUGUGAUUGUGCUGCCACCUAGUGGUACUCCCUUGCUACGUCAGUGUGUUACUAAGAGCGCUCAAAAAACUAAAAGAAAGGAAGAAACAA
This is a messenger RNA of Xiphophorus couchianus (Monterrey platyfish), 3657 nucleotides long. It is a transcript of the gene rgmb, whose product is annotated as repulsive guidance molecule BMP co-receptor b. The transcript has 3 exons. Bases 412 to 1830 code for a protein of 472 amino acids. Gene Ontology annotation, molecular function: coreceptor activity. The record is from RefSeq and is a predicted model, not a curated record. Gene Ontology annotation, biological process: BMP signaling pathway. NCBI's taxonomy places the organism in Eukaryota, Metazoa, Chordata, Actinopteri, Cyprinodontiformes, Poeciliidae. Gene Ontology annotation, cellular component: plasma membrane.